AUGCUGGAAGAGGAGCUCAGCGACUCUGCCAACAAAGCUCAUCGCGACUCAUUGACUGAAGUCGCUGAACCAGAGUGCGGCUUGGCUACCAAGUCAGCUGAGGAGACUCUUGUUCAAAGACAAGAGUCCGUUCAGACCCCAUCGGGUUUGAAUAAUGCUGGCUUAAAGGAUCCAAAGCCAAAGUCUGGAACAGUGGAGGGUCUCCAUGAGGCCUUCGCUCUAUCGUCUUGGCAAUCAGCCAAUGGAUUUUUUGGUGAAUGUCUCUCCACAGGACUUCCCACACCGAUGGAGAUUGACGACGACCUGGCUUGGUGUGAAGUCGUGGAAGUUGAAGAUCCUAUGGAGAUUGACGAUGUUGUUGUUGUUGAGGUGAUGGUGCCUGAUGCCGAUUGUGGCGAAGAGCUCGUGGCCCACACCUGCAAUCCGGCGGUUGACGAUUUGCAGCACUUCUCCCAGUCUGUAAAGAAGGAUUGCGAUACGAACAAGAUUCCAGCCUGUGUCCCGCAGCAGGCUGCAGACGAUAAGAUGGAUGAAGACACAAAAAAGAUUGUGCUACCUGGAACAUCCUCUCAGAAGAAGUACAAUGUACCCAGCCCUAGACGCAAGGAAGGUGCCGACGAGGUCAAGGGUAACAGAGAGUAUCCAAUGGCGGUCUCCAGACCAAAAGAGGAGUACUCGAUGAUCCCUCGGCCUGCCAGUCAAAAGGCCAUUGAUGAACCAAAGGCCUCUAAUGAAGGAUCGAAAAUCAAGUUGGCUUCGGCCUCUUGUGAUCGUCCUUCACAGCUGCCUAAGCCACUCUCUGGCCUUCGCACCGAGAGGCCAAGGCUUUUGUCGAAUUUUAUCUGGGAGGCGUCUGGACCUUCUACAGCAGCCAGCUGUAACAAGGGAAAGGCUCCAAGCAAAGAAUUCAAGACACAAGGGCAAGCCAUUACUCCAGCUGCCAAUUAUUCUAUUCCUGUUGCUGCACCCAGCAGCAAGAAAGUGAAGACUUCUGGAAGUGGUGCAGCUAAAGCUGAGUUCAAGGCACCUUGGCAAAUAACUCCCCCGGCUGCCAAGCCUUCUACUCCUGUUGUUGCACCCAGCAGCAAAAAGGAGGAGAAUGUCAAGGCAGAAGAGUCAGAUCUUCCUGCUGCCCCCAGCAGCAAGAGAGUGAAGACUAUGGGCGCUUCCAAGGAGUCUGAUCCUAUUGCUGCAUCCAACAGCAAAGAGGAAAAGUGUUCUGAGGCAGUAGAGUCGGAUCUUUUUUCUGCACCCAGCAGCAAGAAAUCAUUCCCAACUCGCAAUCCUGCGUCAAAGCCGGCAAAGUCUUCGAGUAAUAGAGGAAAAGAGGAUCCAAAGAGCCUAUUGAAGUAUGUGCUCCGAUUCAAAGGCGAUCCAACUGUCAACAAGGAAGGUGUAGUGAAAGAAUCUGCGGAGCUGAUGAUUCCGAAAACUUGGACAAAUUUUUGUUGCCCUGUACGCUUCACCAAGCGGACAUCUUGUCGGUCGGUUGGCCCUGGAGCCAAGCCGAUGCGGUCGGAACCAAAGGUCGAUCCUGAAGCUUCUGGUAAGCUUUAUGGUGACACUGGAAUUCCGAGACCUUUCACAGUACUUUUCCUUGGGACUAUCUGCGUGGUGAUUCACGCUGGGUCUCUUGGUUAA
Molecule: messenger RNA, 1641 nt
Organism: Phycomyces blakesleeanus NRRL 1555(-)
Lineage: Eukaryota; Fungi; Mucoromycota; Mucoromycetes; Mucorales; Phycomycetaceae
Exons: 4
Coding region: 1-1641 (546 amino acids)
Source: RefSeq, a predicted model, not a curated record